UCAGCCUCGGCCUGAAACUAGACACGCAUAAAAAUUAUAGCUCGCAUAACGACAACUCCUUGAUAUCUCGUUCUUAGACACGACUUAACACAGAUCCUCUACUUUCUUUUACGAUGAACAAGUUCCUCGGUCUUUACAUGGCUUUCGCCGUCUUCCUUGCCUCUUCCGUGUCUGCUAUACCUCAAGACCAUCUCGCGCCAGCUGUCGAGUCAAACCAUGUAUCGAACAUUCACUACGGACGAAACGAUCCGAAAAUACCUCUAAGUGCCGCUGCCGUCAAAGUUCAUGGGAGGGAAAUAGGCAUUAAGCCACCCAACCCACCCGCUUUUCCACGUGCACCCCCACUUCAAACUGCGGCUAUGCAAGGCGAAAAAGUCGUCGAGUCCGUUCCGGCGCACGUUCCGAGACAGGUUCAUAAUGCGGAUUACGGCUCGAACGGUGGCCCAACUGGUAACCCUAAGACUACGCAACAGACUUCAACUUCAUCCCCUACCAGUACUACUACAGCUAGUGAAUCUAAGGAGACAGGCGACUCGUCGGAGGGAAAGAAGCGCCGCACCCUCAAUCCGCACCCUACCCAGGACAUCAACUACAUUGCCAACUAG
This is a messenger RNA of Fomitiporia mediterranea MF3/22, 605 nucleotides long. RefSeq lists its product as uncharacterized. Bases 114 to 605 code for a protein of 163 amino acids. The record is from RefSeq and is a predicted model, not a curated record. Lineage: Eukaryota; Fungi; Basidiomycota; Agaricomycetes; Hymenochaetales; Hymenochaetaceae. The transcript has a single exon.